Closterium sp. NIES-67 is the source of this 4771-nucleotide messenger RNA. The record is from the annotation of a GenBank genome assembly. NCBI's taxonomy places the organism in Eukaryota, Viridiplantae, Streptophyta, Zygnematophyceae, Desmidiales, Closteriaceae.
UUAUCACGCAUUUGGGACCUAAAAUACGAUGGGAGAUAAGGAGGACUCUGGUGGAGAUGAUACUUCAGUCCAAGGAGGCAGCUCAACCCAAGAUUCUGGCAUUGCAGCACAAAGGGGAGCGCAUACAAGCCUAGGGUCACUGCUUAAGGAGGUGCUGAAGAGCUUCACCAUUGAGAAGUUCUCUGGAGAUGGCUAUGACGAUUGGGCAUGGAAGAUGCAGCUCUACUUUCGACAAAUUGGCCUCUUGAAGCUCAUGAUUGGAACGGAGCCAAGGCCAAAGGAAAUGGCAGAGCAAGCGGACUGGGAUGAACGUUCAUCUGCUGGGUAUUAUCUACUGUCACACAGCUUGGAGCUGAACCAGAGGCAUCACAUCAUGCAUCUGCUACCGGAAAUUGAUUGUGGGCCCAAGGCAUGGGCAGUGCUCAAGGACCUGCACGCUCCGACAUCGGUUGCGGCUUCUCUCAUGCUGGAUGGGGAGCUGUCCAUGCUGCGGUUGAGCGAGAAUGAACCUGUGCAGCCCGUACUGGACAAGAUGAGGGAACUCUACGCGAAAUUGGCGAUUGCAGGCAUCACGUAUCCUGAGCAGACUAAGUGUCUCAAGAUGCUCAGCCUGGUGCCCGAGUCUUGGCUGCAAUUUAUAAGCGGACUCAGCUUGCCACAAAACCAAAGUCAAUGGACAUUGGACUGGAUUCGCACCAAGAUUCUGGAAGAAGAUUUUCGUCGCUAUACACUGCGCGGAGGUGAUGACAGCACCAGCGGCUAUGCCAUGCAAGGGACAUGGAGGGAUCAAGGGCGUGGCAAUCGCGGUCGCUCCUACUACAACCAAGGUGGUCGCGGGACUUGGAACCAGCGGGGGCGUGGUGGCGCUGGUGCAAGAGGAAGAGGUGGUCACUCCAACAAUGACAACAGUGAACCACGCUUGAGGGGAGAGUGCUGGUAUUGCAAGGAAGAAGGGCAUCCAUGGUUUCGCUGCUCUACCAAGCCUGACUGGUGGACCCCUUGGAACCAAUCGCAAAAGGGGAAUGGAGGAAAGCAACCACAUGGAGGUGCCAACAUGGUAGCUGAUCCUGCUGAAGAAACCUCCAAGGAUGACAGAGGAAUGGGAAGUGAGGAGAGGAAUGCUGGACAGUUCUACCAUGUGUGUGACAAAGAUGACAGUGGCACAGCUGUUGCAAGGGCUGGAGAAGAGUUGCACCCGCUUGAUAUGUGGGUCAUGGACUCUGGUGCUGCAUGGACAAUGACACCACGCAAGGACUUGCUGGAUGCUGUGCGAGCGCCUCCAAUCUCCGAAGUGCGCUCAGCAUCCGGACAUGCAGUGAAGGUCGCUGGAGUUGGUCGAGCUGCAUUCAGAGCACCUGAUGGUGGACUGGUCGUGCUUAAGGACGUGUUACUCGUACCGGGGCUGAAGGCCAAUCUGAUAUCGCUGCGCAAGCUAGGCCAGGCCGGAGUCAGCACCACCACCAAUGGAUCCAAAACAUUCAAGGGGCUGCGAGGAGAUCGUGUGUUAUGGGAUUUACACGAAAGCAGAGAUGUCUUCAGAUCCAUGUGGCAGAUCCCUGCACUGAUAUGGGAAUCAACAAAGAAGGAAUUGGGAGAAGUAAAGGCUGGAUCUGGAGUCCAGGGGGAGUGCAAUGCAGUUAGUGCUGCAGGAGUGACGGUUUCUGCAAGGUCGGGGGAGACUGAUUGGGAAACCGCACACAGGCGUCUAGGGCAUGUGGCUAUGCCAUUGCUGCAGCAACUGCAUAAGGAAGAAGCAGUAAAGGGGCUGAAGCUUUCUGGGCAACCAAAUGAUACCAAGUGCGUGACGUGUCUGCUGAGCAAGUUCACACGGUUCCCCUUUUACGACAUAGCUGGGAAAAGCAAGGCAGCACUGGAACUGGUGCAUAUGGACCUGGUAGGACCUUUUCCAUUUCGAGGAAGUAAGGGGGAAAGGUACUUCCUGACAAUAGUUGAUGACUGGAGUCGGCUGAUGUGGGCAUACCCGUUGAAGCAGAAGGAUCAUGCUGCCUCAACAAUACGAGAUGACUGGCUGCCGUUCGUCGAGCGACAAUCUGGGCACCCAUGCAAGAGCAUCAGAACCGACCGAGGUGGAGAGUUUCUAGGAGGAGAUCUGACUGCGUGGCUCAAGAAACAAGGCAUUGAGCAUCAGCUAACGACGUCCUAUACCCCUCAGUCAAAUGGCAUUGCUGAGAGGGCUAAUAGGACCAUCCUGGAAACUGCGCGAGCGCUGCUGAUCGAAUCAGGGCUGGGGAACUCCAUGUGGCCUCAUGCGGUGAGGCAUGCUACAGUGGCAAGGAACCGCGUACUCACAAAGGUGGCUGAUGAUAUGUGGGUGCCGCUGGAGAGGUGGCUUGGAAAGAAGCCUCCAGUGGACAUGCUCAGAGUGUUCGGAUGCAUGGCAGUGGCGCAUGUCCCUAAACCGUACAGGACAAAGCUUGGAGCAUCUGCACUGUGGUGUGUGCACCUUGGACUUGCGGCAGAGAGCAAGGGGUGGCUACUCCGGGAGCCCUCGAAGAAUGUGCUGUUUGACAGUCGGGAUGUCAAAUUUGUGGAGAACAUCAUGUAUGGCAAGUGGGAGAAGCAGCCGGAGGCAAGGGUCACCCAGCAGCUGGAAGAGAUCACUAUGCACUUCGAUUUGUCCGAACCUGAGGACAGCGAAGUCACUGCGCCAACGGCAAGCGGUACUGAUGAAGGAAGCAAUGAGGAUAUUGCAGCUGAUGCUGAAGUCAAGGAUCCGGAGCAGCAGCAGCAAGAGGCUUCCAAAACACCAAGUCUGCCAAAGCGAAGGAAACAGAUUGGUGGGGGGACAAAGGAUUGGGUGAAGGUGAAAGAAUGGGUAAAUCCAACCAUCUACCCUGCACGUACCAGAAUGGCAACGAGAAAGCUGCUGAGCUCUACAAGUGGAGGAGCCACAACUGAGCAGCAGGAACAGGCUCAAGGCGAAGAUGCAGUGCUGUUCUUGGGUGAUGACCAAGAGUCAGAUGACGAGGAGCCUGCAUACUGCUUUUACGCACCAAUACAACCUCCGAGCAUGGAUCAUGCGCUAGCCGAGCCUCAACGGGGGAAGUGGCUCGUUUCAAGAGAUGCAGAGUACAACAGCCAGAUGGAGAAUCACACAUGGGACCUGGUGUACUUGCCAAAUGGGAAGAAGGCAAUACAGUGCAAAUGGCUGGCAAAAAUCAAGACGGAUGAGAAAGGAGAGCCAUCAGUUUACAAGAGCAGGCUGGUGGCAAAGGGGUUUCAGCAGAAAGAGAAAGAAGAUUACAAAGAAGUGUUUGCCCCAACUGCUAAGUCUCCAACGCUGCGUGUGCUGCUGGCGGUAGCUGCUGUGCGCAAAUGGAAGGUGAAGCAGAUGGACAUCGUAACCGCUUUUCUGUACGGCAUUGUGGAAGAGGAGGUGUACAUGGUUCAACCACCUGGCUAUGAGGAUGGAACCGGUCGUGUCUGCAAACUUAACAAGGCCAUCUAUGGCUUGAAACAGGCCCCGAGAUGCUGGUACAACAGGCUGGCCAGUGCACUGGAAGGGAUUGGAUUCCGUGCGAGUGCAUGCGACGAGAGCCUAUUCCUGAUGGGCGAGGGGGAGUCGCUUGUGCUUCUGCUGGUGUACGUGGAUGACAUCCUGCUCUUCAGCAGCAGUGACAAGGAGAUCGAUGGGGUGCAGCGGAAGCUCACAGAGCAGUUCAAGUGCAAGCAAAAAGGAAUUAAAGUUCUUCAAGAGAAGGGGGAGCAGCUCGGAGAAGGAAAGGUGUUCCUUUCCUGUUUUGCUGAUGCCACGUAAGCUUCUGAGCAUGAGAAUUCAUCAUCAGUUGGUGGAUACAUCUGCAUGGUGGGAGGUGGGCCUGUAAGUUGGAGGUCCAAGAAGCAGUCUGAAACGGCACUAUCUUCAGUGGAAUCUGAGUACAUGGCAAUGUUUCAUGCGGCAAAAGAAAUCAUUUGGCUAAGGAGGCUCUUGAAGGAGAUCGGCCAUGAACAGCCUUGUGCGACACCUCUGUUCAGUGACAGCAAGGCAGCCAUUGCCAUGGCACGCAAUGCAGUUCUUCAUGGGUUGAACAAGCACAUGAGGAUCAAGUGGCAUUGGCUGCGGAAGGAGGUGAAGCUUGGGACACUGGAUCCGAUCUACGUUAAAACUCAGCAACAGCCAGCCGACUUCCUUACCAAGCGGCUAGCUGAAGAGCCACACUGGCGCUGUGCGAGGAUGGCGGGAAUGUCCUUGAACUAGAGACGACGAAACAAGCCGACAGUCUGAGGGGGAGUGUGUUGGUGCAUAUUCGUUUGCACGUCAUCCUGUCGUCUGUUCGCAUCAUUUCGUUGCAUGUGUUUUGUGUGCUACAUUGUUUGUAUGGUUUGUUGGGUUUGCAUGUCUUUGCAUGUUCAUCUUGUGCUUGUGCAGAUGUGCUUGGAUUGUGCAUGACAUCGAGCACAUUCCAACGAGCCAAGAAUUGUUGGAAUCGGAGCACAAUGAAGAAGUUACGAAGAAAUGUUUGAUGGAUUUGUUACAACUCAUUGGAAGUCCUUGGCAGCUGCUACACCAAAGUUGGAGAGCCCUAUAACGAGGAGGGACCAGCAUGUGUGGGACUUUUGUCCCCACCCUGCAGCUGCAGCAUUUGGGGUUUGGAGGCCAACCUGGUACAGUGUGAAUUUUGUCUUGCCAGGCUGGCUGAACCUGAGGAUGGGGAGUCAAGACUUUGACUCUUGUCAUGUUCUUGACCAUGGGCCUCCAGGGUCCUUCCCUUUCAUCCUUCCCUUCCAUCCCUACCUUCCAACUGUGCUU